AAGAGAUUAGAAAUCUCAAAAAGAAAACUAAUUACCAAUCAGAAAUAGAUUCCAUUGACAAGUUAGCUGACUGGUUAGCUGGGCCAGAAAAAGAUCAUAAGCCAAAAGAAUCAGAUCCAGUUCCUACUACAUUUGAUGAAUGGGCAGAUAAACAUUUAUGGUUGGAAAAAGAAGAUCCAGUUCGACAUAUAGAUAGAUCAAUUACAUGGUUCUCAAGAUGUAUUUCAAAAUUAGCACCCCAGAAAAAGCUAAAUAAUCAUGAAAUAGAUUGGAAAAUGGGUAGAAUGAAAAGACAAAUGCAAUUUGAUAAUAAUAAUAUACCUAUAGAUUUAAAAGAGGAAUGGGUUUUAGAAGAAAAACAUGAAUGGAAAAUAGAGUCUCAUGAAUAG
Ambispora leptoticha is the source of this 389-nucleotide messenger RNA. The record is from the annotation of a GenBank genome assembly. Lineage: Eukaryota; Fungi; Glomeromycota; Glomeromycetes; Archaeosporales; Ambisporaceae.